This is a messenger RNA of Salvelinus fontinalis (brook trout), 4580 nucleotides long. RefSeq names its product ring finger protein 26 (gene rnf26). Lineage: Eukaryota; Metazoa; Chordata; Actinopteri; Salmoniformes; Salmonidae. Gene Ontology annotation, biological process: protein ubiquitination; ubiquitin-dependent protein catabolic process. The coding region runs from base 1270 to 2619 and encodes 449 amino acids. The transcript has a single exon. The record is from RefSeq and is a predicted model, not a curated record. Gene Ontology annotation, molecular function: ubiquitin protein ligase activity.
GAGGAGAAGAUCAUGUGACCAAACCGAAACCGUUAUGGUGGCCAGCGUGUAAAUAUGGUUAUGAUUAUGGUGGACUUUUAACAGUGAGUUGAGAGAUACGUUAUUGACGACGGGUCAUGAGUAAAUGUAACAUUGUGUGAGCCUAAGACGGAAAUGUAUUUAGCAAGAAAAGUUUAUGCUAGUUAGUCGGCUAACCGACGAGCUAGCUCGUUACUGGUACUAGCCAGCUCGAGUUUGGAAGUUAACGUCCGCUGAUUACAGUGCGUGCAUAAGUUUGCACUUUAGCCAAAACAAACGCGGUUGCACAGCUGUUUGUUUGAAAUUGCAAGUGGAAUGUGCCCUACCGAAGGGUUUGGCAGGUAGCUAUGCUAGCUAGUUAAUAGAGCUAGCAUUGUUAUGCUAGAUCGCUAACUAGUUUAGCUAGCUGGCUAAUUGUACCGAACGAGAAGUGGACAACGCAUCUGCCAACCUUAUCUAGCUAGUGUUGAUAAAAGGUGAGGUGCACAGGUGAGCGAGUCGGUCAAGGAUCGACUCAGACGAGGAGUUAAAGUUUAACAAUCAGCAGUUUAUUCAGAGUAAAUAUAUUUGGUACUGCGCAUGCGGGGCUCCGUCUAAGAACUCCGAGUGAGCUAAAAGAAGAGAGCCCCUAAAACAGGUUGAUUACAGAUUAUAUACAGUACAGAAAGUAGGUUGAUUCUUUGAAGUCCCGGUCCUCUGGUUGGCUCUGGUCCGGGCGUAGUCCAUGCUUAUUGGUCCACCAUUGUUGUUGAAGAAUGUCCCUUGCUUAAUGUCUGUUUUGAAUUUCCCAACUGCCGUGGGUGCACAAUGUUGAUAAGCUUAGGAUCCCUAGAAGCUCUAUUAGGUAUUAAUGCGGUGUGUGUGGUUCUCUGUGUUUGAGUGUGAAUGUGCGUAGGUGGUGUAUGUGUGUGUGUGUGUCUUCCAGCCAUCAGCAGAUAUGUCAUCACAAGAUGAAGUCCCUUAGACCUCUGCGGUUGACCCAGUUCCUGUUUUCUUGGCUGUAUGUGGAAACAUUAGUAUGGCAUGCCAGAAGCAGGUUGUGCAACAUACUGCAAACACAUUUGUAAUAUAAGUUCAUUCGCUUUGCCUUUUGUUACUAAAGGCUAAUGCAUAGAUAUAAAGGCCUAUCUUGGCUUCAAGCAUAUAUGAGCAUAAAAGUUUUUCUUACACUAGCUAUAUGUAACCUUUGCUGGCCAGACAAAAAAAGUGAUUUUAUCAAGACAGUGAAGCAACUCGAGUAAGAGCUUUGUCAUGGGUCUGGUGAACCUUGUCUUUUGCACCAUUGGGAAAUGUUUCAAUUUCAUAUCUUUACUCCUGGACCUACAUUUCUUAAUAGUCCAUUCAGUGAUACGUCUCCUGGCGGCAUGUAUCACCUUUGUGAAUAACCUACCCAUGUUACUGACCAACUCAAUGGUGAAGUGCUGGAACUUCACUGUGUUCUGCAUGGUCGCCAUGAUGGACAGCGUAACACUUUUGGCCCAGGGCACAGUCAACAUGUUAGGGCGCUGGGUGCACCUCUUGGGAGGUGUUCUGGAGAGUUUCAAAAUGGUGUGCUACUUGUCCUCACAUGUUCUCCUGCGUGUCAGGGAUCUGUUCCACCGUGGGCUGCUGUGUGGCCACUGCUUGCUGCAGCAGGUAUGGGAGGGCUGUGGCAUUGUGGUCAGCCUGGUGUUCUACCUGGUCAACACGGUGGUCAACCUGCUGCUCAUCGGGACACAGAACGUCUACUCUGUUGUAGUCAGCAUGUGGGAGGCGGUCUCCUGCCCCCUGCAGAAGGCUGUGGAGCUCACCCUCACACUCUUCACCUUUCUGUACAGCAGCCUGGUUGGCACCUCAGUCGUUCUCUGGACUCCCAUCAGGCUGGCCCUGGAGUUCCUGGGCUCGCUCGGACACAUCUUUGUCAGCGUCUUCCUCCUGAACAUCUAUGGCCUCAUUCUCACAGCGACCAUUGUUGUCACCGCUACAGUCUACAUGAACCCUGAGCUGACCAGUCUUGGAGUCCGGCGCGCCUUCGGUUUUGUCAACUCUGUCCCCACCCUGCAUCUCAUCCAGAGGGCGCUACAUCGUCUAUAUGUGCUGGAGAGGGGCGUGUGGCAGAGGCUUCAGCGGCAGGCCAGCCGCCUACACCAAACAAUAACACCAGUCUACAGGAACAUCAGAGUGAGGGGUGACGGCCACGCCAGGCAAUCUGAGCCCAGUGACAGAGAGCAGGGAUCUCUUACGGACAGUAGGGAAGGAGACGCAGCACCACCCGCUGAACAUGCUGCCUGGCCCGGCCAGCUAAUGGAUGACCUGUGGGACCUAGCGUUCCCCAGCUCCAGCAGCACAGACAGGCCUUUACAGAAACUCUCCUCGGGGGAGGAGUGCUGCAGCUCCAAGGGUCCCCCGGCCGACAGCCUACUGACUCUGCUCAAGGAGCAGGAGGAGAGGAAGAAGUGCGUCAUCUGCCAGGACAGCACCAAGACAGUGGUGCUGCUGCCCUGCCGCCACCUGUGUCUGUGUCGGGACUGUACUCACAUACUGCUGCGCCAGCCCGUCUACCAGCAGAACUGUCCGCUCUGCCGCCAUAUGAUCCUUAAUACCAUGGAUGUGUAUCUCUGAGGGGCGUUACCCAGAGUGCUGCCUUGUUAACAUGUUGAAUCUCGGGUUUAGGAUGUGCAGAGACUAUAGGCUACAUCUACACCUGCAGUACAUUGCAGCUCAGACGCACGCUAUCCAAGUCCAGUGCACUGCUGAAAUUGCUUGUCGUCCGUGGCUGAUGUCAUAAACUAUGCCUGUAUUUUGUUCAGACCACCAUGACAGUGCUUGCCAAACUGUUUAUACUUGUUUGUUCAUAUUACUGAACACUUCAUGUGCUGUACACUUCAUGUCGUUCCAAACUGUAUGUGGUGUGUGAACCUAAUAAGGAAUGUUUGCUGUGUAGCAGUUAAUUGACUUUAUUCAGCAUAGGUUCAGUUUGAAAGCAUUCCAUUGGCAGUUUAAAACACUGGAGACAAUACCGAACUAAAUGCUGUCGUAAAAACACAUUUUGUAGCUUAUGUAUAGGUUUAAAUGGUGACAAACUCUCAAAUGCAAUUUGCCAAUAGCCAAUAUUGUUCCAAGCAGUUCACAUCCAGAGACCCGUAAAAAGUGUGAAAUUGUUUUGUAUUGUGAGAAAAGGUUAAUUUCCUAAGCUAUGGUUGUCUAAAAAUAUCAGUGUCAGAAAUUAUUAACCAGAUCUGUCUUGUCAUAUGAACCAAUUUUUUGGGGGUUUUGUUCAAAUUGUUAUUCCAUCACUUGUAUCACUAUAGCCAAUUCUUUCCACUAUGCUGAUAUAUGAACACUACCUAAUUUAUGCUUCACAACAAGGUUUAUUCAUCUUUAUAGUUAUUCAGAUGUUUUUAUUUUGUGAUCAAACAUUGACGUGUUCACAGUGACCACCAUUAAUCAGUAAUGGGUUCAUAAUUCCUUGUUUCAAUUUUGUCUCUGCUCAAAAUAAGUAUUGAUCAAAGCUCUGGGAAAUGCCAUGUUGAAGAUUUACAGCACAAACUGCAAUGGUUAUUGAAUUAGAUUGAAAGUGUUGGAGAAAGGCCUGUUAAGUGACAAUAAAAGCAAAAGGCUGGUGAGUCAUAUUUGAUAUGCCUUUUUUGGGCCAAUGUUUCAUAAAUGUUGGAUAGGCUUUGCCUGUAAUAUAUUUUGGGGUCAUACACGAUGGAGUGACUUCAAUAUUGUGACAGAGGAGCCAGAAUGUGAACCACAGUGUCACUGAUGUCCUAUGGUUGUCUUAGUCUCAUUGACAUUGUGUAGCCUAUAAUCAUUUCCCACUGUCUUUGUUCCAAUCAGAAGUCUUAACAUUUGUCAGGUAUUUCAACAGAUGCUGUAAUCACUCAUUCAAUACUUUGCCCUUUAUCCCUUUUAUCUAGUGCCAAACCAACAUUUUCCAAAAGGCCUACCAUUUUCUUAACACCCCAUGUAAAAAAUAUAAUAACUAUGAAACCAACAAUGGUCUACGAUGUGACAUAUUGCUAAAAAUCUGGAGAGAGAAAAGGUUAGGCCCAUGAAUUAUCUGACUUGACAUUAUAUUGACACAAAUGUAUGAAAAAAGAUUAGGCAUAUUAUAUUUUUGAUGUCCAGAGUAAAUCCUAGGUUAUAUUCUGAGUUUACCUCUUUUCCCAAAGCCCUUCAAUCGUUGUGUGACAUUCCUGUCUACAUAUACAGUGGACUCUUAUCACAGACCACACAUGUUGCCAUUCACAUGGCUUAUUUUGUCUAGGAAGACUGACCUGUGUAUCCAGGAGCCAUGGCACAAAGUUAUGGACGUUGCAAUAAGCCGUGAAUGGGGUAGCAGGUAGCCUAGUGGUUAAGAGUGUUGGGCCAGUAACUGAAAGGUUGCUGGUUUGAAUCCCUGACUAGUUGAAAAAUCUUAACCCUAAUUUCUCCUAUAGGUCUCUGGUUAAGAGUGUGCUAUAUGACUUAUGUACACAUUUAUUUUGUUUUAUAAAGGUUUAUGAAUGUGGACAUACUCACGAAUGAGAAUGACAAAUGUCUGUGAGACAAUAAACGAACAAUCUUUCGGUACUGUU